Messenger RNA from Penaeus indicus, 1257 nucleotides. Its product is annotated as neuropeptide F receptor-like. Gene Ontology annotation, biological process: G protein-coupled receptor signaling pathway. Gene Ontology annotation, cellular component: plasma membrane; neuron projection. The record is from RefSeq and is a predicted model, not a curated record. The annotation marks the transcript as partial. NCBI's taxonomy places the organism in Eukaryota, Metazoa, Arthropoda, Malacostraca, Decapoda, Penaeidae. The transcript has 3 exons. Gene Ontology annotation, molecular function: neuropeptide Y receptor activity; neuropeptide binding.
UCAUCAGCAUCAGCAUCAUCAUCAGCAUCAUCAUCAUCAGCAUCAUCAUCAUCAUCACAAUCGGGCGGCCUCAACGUCGCCUUCAUCGAGAAGUUCGAGAAGAACCGCCGCGUCAGCUACACCGCCUUCUGCACCCUCAUCUUCGUCUACAGCGUCCUGAUCGUGCUGGGGGCGACGGGGAACUCCCUCGUGGUCAUGGCCGUCAUUCGGAAGCCGGCCAUGCGCACGGCCAGGAACGUGUUCAUCAUCAACCUGGCCAUCUCGGACCUCCUGCUGUGCCUGGUGACGAUGCCCCUCACCCUCAUGGAGCUCCUGUCGCAGUACUGGCCCCUCGGAGACACCCCCUUCGCCUGCAAGCUCGUGGGGACGCUGCAGGCGACGUCCAUAUUUGUGUCGACGAUUUCCAUCACGGCAAUCGCUCUCGACCGAUAUCACGUGAUUGUGUACCCGACGAAGAAGUCGCUGCAGAAAGUGGGCGCGGCGGGGGCGCUGAUGGGCAUGUGGCUGCUCUCCUUCCUCCUGGCGCUGCCCAACUUCAUCUGGCGAACCUUGGAGAACCACUACGUGAACCUUCCGGGGAUCGAGACCGUCAGUUUCUGCUUCGAGGACUGGCCCUCCGCCCACGGCCGCGCCUACUACAGCGUGUUCGUGAUCGUGGUGCAGUACUGCCUGCCGAUCCUCACGCUGAGCAUCGCCUACGCCCGGAUCUGCAACAAGCUCAAGUACCGCAUGGCCAACAGCUCCACCCGCUCGUCCUCGCGCUGCCGGAAGAAGGACGGACGCAUGAGGAGGACCAACACCCUCCUGGUCUCCAUCGCCCUCAUCUUCUGCUUGUCGUGGCUGCCCCUCAACCUGUACAACGUCGUCGUCGACCUCCACAACCCCUUCGGCGAGGACACGGAGUCCAUGCUGAUCGUGUACUCCGUCUGCCACAUGGCCGGGAUGUCGUCGGCGUGCUCCAACCCCCUGCUCUACGGCUGGCUCAACGACAACUUCCGCAAGGAGUUCCUGGAGAUCUUCGCUUUGCUCUGCCCCUUCUGCCCCUCCAUCGUCAACGCCUCCGCCCGGAUGAACAGCUUCAAGACCAGUCGGAUCGGCAAGGACGGCGGCUCCCUCAGGUCCCUCCCGCCCUCCAGCCACCCCGUGGUGCUCUACACGAAGGCCGUCGAGGAGCAGACCUGCAACGGCAACAGCGUCGACCUGCAAGAGCAAGAGGUGACAUUCAUCUCGCAGAUCGUCACCACCACCACGCUCUAG